Molecule: messenger RNA, 7068 nt
Organism: Portunus trituberculatus (swimming crab)
Lineage: Eukaryota; Metazoa; Arthropoda; Malacostraca; Decapoda; Portunidae
Gene: unc-5
Product: netrin receptor UNC5C-like
Exons: 20
Coding region: 365-3658 (1097 amino acids)
Biological process (GO): netrin-activated signaling pathway; motor neuron axon guidance
Cellular component (GO): membrane
Molecular function (GO): netrin receptor activity; protein binding
Source: RefSeq, a predicted model, not a curated record
GCAAGUAUGACAACCUCAGUGAGUCGAACCCGCCAGUUCGUCUGACUGUGUUGUGGAGGAGGCUGCGACCGUUCGCCGGGUCCCCUUGAAUCCUCAGCUUUGAACCACGUGUACCGAGAUAUUGCCCGCGGUGAAAAUUGUGUCUAACAUUAAACAUUGAAAAAUACGAUCACCCGCCUGUAUUUCACCUCGUGUGUGGGAAGUGGCUGUAGGUUAAUUACCGUGCAUAGACCACCUUUUCUGGAUUUUACCCCGUAGGAAAAGAUACCAAGCUACACUCGUGGAUUACGUUGCAGAUUACACCGCACCAGCCCGCUGUUUGCAUAUUUUUUUUCUCCAUGAUAUGUGAGGGGAGGCGGGCAGGAUGGUGAAAUGGGCCCAGGGGGAGCGCCGCCCCCUCCCUGGCGCCCCCCGCCCCCCACAGCGGCGCUCGGAAAUCCUGUUGGUCCUUCUGCUGCUCCUUCAGGUGGCGGCCUUUCUGCCCACCGCCACUGGAGAGCCCGCCCCUCACCCUGGCCCAGAGGAAGGCAGCGAGGAGGAGGGCGACGGUCCUCUCACGGGGGUGCCGGACAACUCCCCGCCUAUCAUACUGGAGGACCCCCAGGAUGCUUACGUGAUCAAGAACAAACCAGCCACUCUCACCUGCCGCGCCGCCCACGCCCUCAAAGUGACUUUUAAGUGUAAUGGAGGACCUCCCGCGCCAGAGUCCCAGACAGAGACCUCCUUUGUGGAUCCUAUGACGGGCGUGCGGGUGGUGGAGGUGCAGAUGGAGGUGGAGCGGAGCAUGGUGGAGGGUGUGGAGGGCUUUGACGACUCUGGCUAUGGGUGUAACUGCGUCGCCUGGAGUUCCCGAGGCUUGACUCCGAGCAAGACAGCCAAGGUCGCCACUGCAUACCUGCGCCGGUAUUUCCAGGAGCCUCCAUACUCACAGUCGGUGCCGCUUGAGCAACAUGUGGAGCUACGGUGCCUGCCUCCCCUGGGCCGCCCGCAUCCCACCGUCACGUGGCUCAAGGACAGCGUGCCCAUUGACCUGGAGAAGCAACCCAGCUACAAGAUAUCCUCAGAGGGGUCCUUGCUGAUUCUGUCUGCUCGGCCUGAGGACUCUGCCAACUACACGUGCGAGGCGGAGAACGUAGCUGCCAAGAGGGUGUCGGAACCUGCCAUUCUGAAGGUCUACGUGGACGGCGGGUGGUCAUCAUGGUCGUCUUGGUCAGCGUGCAGUAAUCGUUGCGGGCGUGGCAUGCAGCGCCGCACCCGCACUUGCUCGGCACCCACACCUCAGAACGGAGGAGCAGCUUGCCAGGGACUCGCCGUGCAGAGGACGGACUGCUCCCACUUGUGUCCAGGAGGUGACUGUGAGGACGAACCAUGUGAGGAGGCGGUGAACGGGGCCUGGGCAUCAUGGUCCUCCUGGUCGACGUGUGGCCCCGACUGUCGCCACCACCGCCAGAGGUCAUGUUCGUCCCCUGCGCCUCUGCACGGGGGUCAUUAUUGCCCUGGAGACGACUUCACUUCUGCCAACUGCACCGGCGGGAUGUGUCGUAAUGGCCGAGGACCCUCCGGCAGGAUGUACGGUGACAAAAGCACCACCGAGGAAGACCCCCUUAGGACUGCACACGGUCGAAAUUGGGACGCCAAAGCAACAGCAGCAGCAGUGCAGCAGGACAUUACACUGAUUGUGGUGCUGGCAGUACUGGUGCCGCUGGUGCUGCUACUGCUGGUGGUGGUCUUCAGGAAAUUCAACCGUAAGGACCGUCAGGAUGGACCCAUGUACGAAAUUGCUGCAUCAGACUACCCGAUGCCCUUCUACUCGGACACAACAAAGAAGUUGAAGGGCCUGGCACCAGACCUCACCCAGGGAGUUGGCAUGGCGCCUCUGCCUCCCACCGGCUUGCCUCUCUGCUAUGACCAUGCCUACAGCGACCCAGCAUCUGUCUCCAGCGGCCACAAAUCAAACGGUGGCCUGGUGGGGUCAGUGUAUGAGGAGCACUACUCAGCCCCUGCCAGUGGAAGAGGGGCCUCUGGAAGUGUCACCCCUGCCUCAGAGCAUCACUACGAUGUUCCUCAUCUCCGCCCCUCCCACGAGUCCCCUGCCCCUUCAGAGGCAUGUCACCUCUUGCCCCCACGUGCCUUGGCUACACCCACAGUGGAGGGUAACAGUGGAGGCCGAGGUAUUGAUUCUCCCAUGUCCUCUCUGGAAAAGCCACCUCGCAGUGACUCCCCUGCCUCGCUUUCCAGUGAUGCCACCUCCAGCUCUCGGCCAACAUCAGCCUCCUGCUCUGAAGCUGCCCGAGAGAGUCAGCCACCCAAGGAAGUGACAAUGUGUGAAGGAUCAGCCUGGGGUACAGUGACCUCAGCAGGAGGGCGUCUCAUAGUAGCAGAGUAUGGAGUAGUAUUGACCAUCCCCAGUGGCGCCCUACCUGCUGAUGCUCGUCAACAGUUCUAUGUGACUGUGGACUCCAGUGCAGGAAAUACUCCAGCUCUCACCGACAGACAGACACUGCUGAGCCCCGUGGUGUGCUGUGGGCUGGUGGGCGGCGGGUCCCUCCUCAAGCCUGCUGUGCUGUCCUUUGAACACUGUGCCUCCCUCCAGCAUGCCACAUGGCAGCUCCACAUCUUUUCCACACAAAUCAGCAACACACAGACCUCCUCUUCCACAUCAUCAGGGUCGUCUUCCUCCCCACCCAACAACAGCAGUGGUGGAGAGGAGCCCUGGACAAGACUGAUCACCAUGGGAGAGGAACGGAUCGACACACCAGUCUUCACUCAGCUUGAUGGAGCUCAGGUGCACAUGAUGACAGAAUUGAUGCAGAAGUUUGUGCUGGUGGGUGAGAGUGCUGGAUCAAAUGCUGCCGUUAAGCAGGUGAAGGUGGUGACCUCUGCCCCUCCCCCUACUCCGGCUGGCACUCUCACCGUCACUCUUCACGUCAUGCAAGACACCUCAGCAGCCCUCGCCUGUGUGACGCAGCAGGAAAAGCGCCGAGGAGCCUCCCUUCUAGACAAACCAAAGAUGAUGCUUCUCCAGGACUGUGGUGCCAACCUGUGCCUCACACUAGAUGACCUUGGCCCUGGCUGGCGUAUCAGACCUGGUCACCAGUACAAGGAAAUUUCCUUUGAGAAACUGUGGGGUGCCAAGAGUGAUCCUGUGAGUAUAUCAUUCACUCUGGAGCGAACUGAAGGAUCCUCAGCUCCUCUGGCCUGCAGAAUGGUGGCACAACAGAAAGGAUCUUCUACUCACCGGCAGGUCAUCAGAAUCAACUCUGAUUUUCCCUAUGCACCGGUGACAGCCUCCCCAGCACACCUUGCUCCAAGAACCUCCACAGUGACAUCCAGCAGUGGCUGUUCCUCUCUGGUGGAGCUGACUCCCGAGCCUGGAGUGUUCCGCCUCCCACAGAGGCUGCGGUGGGAGCUCUGCCGUUGCCUUGACCCACCAAAUGCCCGGGGGAAUGACUGGCGUAUGCUGGCUGCCAGGCUGAAUGUGGACAGGUACUUGAAUUAUUUUGCGUGCAAGGAGAGUCCCACAGAGCACAUCUUGGACCUGUGGGAGGCUCGGCACAGAGAACCCAAUGCAGUCACCGACCUCCUGAAUGUGCUACGGGUGAUGGGCCGGCCCGAUGCUGCCCACAUCCUGGAGAGCCACGCUGGUGCUUGGAUAUGAGCGAGUUGGUGACCAUCAGUGGAGAUAGUGCUCAGUUCAUUUCUUUGUGCCACGGGACACUGUAAACCUGUAAAAGAUAUAAGAAAUAAGCACUUGGAUCUAGAAGUUCCUUUCUCAUGACUGUGUGAGAUUUCUCACUAAUAAAAGUUAGAGCAUGAGGUGUGUGAAUUUCUCAUGAAAAUUUGUGUUGAUAGUUCUGGUCCAGUACUGUUUUUGUGGAAACUACAUAAUUGGAGUGCAUUUUGUGUUCAUAUAUGUGCCUGUACUUGCCCUCUACAGUGUGCUGAGACUUGUGCAUUAAGAAGGGUAGCAACUCAUUUCCUGAUAUACCAAUGCAGCUCAACAAGUGUGAACAUCACAUUAUUGAAAACUAAAUACGAAGAAAGAGUUCACAUGAAAAGUAAGGUGAGCCUAAUGAGUAUUUGAGUGCAAUAUACAAGAAAUUAAGUAAUAAUGCUGCAGUGAAUUGAAGUGUUCAACAUUGCAGUGGCCCCAAAUUGUGCCAUACCGAGUGGACACAGACACCAUCAUGAAGCAAUUGACUGACUUCAGAAAAGCCUGAUAGUUGACAAUACCACGAGCUUUCUGAUCUUGUGUUGUGUAGACUUUUUAGAAGAUGACAUUGGUAAAGAAGUAGCUGUUAUAAUUGGAUUGUAUUAAGUGUUCAAGUCAGUUCGUCCAUGUUUGUUUAGGAUACCAAGCCUGGUAGAUGUUACCUCUCCUUAAGAUAUUUAUAACUGAAGAAGCAGAAGAAAGAGGUGCAAGGCUCUGCCACAUCUCAUCUCUAUUGUUAUGAUCAUCUUGGUCAAUUCUUUCUAAUUUUGUACAUAGAUAAAGACUUUGUUCAAAAUGGAUUAAGAGGGCUGAUAAUAAUAAGAUAUUGAGUCAUGGAAGUUGUAUAGUUUAUUUAUUUACAAAUUGUGUGAUAUUGCCAUAAAUUACUCUAAGAGACAUGGUGAAUGCAGCGGAGGUGGCAGGGCAAGCCACUGCUCGGGAUGAAUGGAAACAGCCGUGUUUGCUGUUGAUGGUAGCUGGUGAUUCAUGUCUCAAUGAUUUCGGAAGAAGAGGACACAGCUGCAGUCAUCUGAUAAUCAAGUGCAUUAAUUGUAUACUGCCCUUUUUUUUCAUGGUAUCAUUGAGGCUACUCAUGGUGAUGAAACAAAUGUUUUCCUUUAUCAUGGAUCAACUUGUCAGUCAGCAUUUUUUUAAAAUUUUUAAUAAGUAUUGAAAGCUACAACUUCAUGUAGCAGAGGCCACACAGACUAAAUAUUUUUGGGCCUGCUGAUGGUUUUCAAGCUGUGACUGAUGUGUUGCAACAAGUCAAGAUUCAGGCCUAGGUGAGGAGUGUCUGGCAGGCAGUCUUGUGCCCUGAACCACAGAUCCCACUCUUAGCACACACACUAUUCACAGGGUGGUCUGUUUUCAACACCAUAACCCAUCGUAAGCUGUCUUUAGUACUAAUAGUGUAAGUACCAAAAGUGACACUUUGUGUCUCUUAUGUCUGAGGCAGUUCCAUUUAACUUUAUUAGCAGAGUAAUUAAAUCAUGGGGAGCAAUUAAAUCAUGGGGAGCAAUACUACGGCAAAAUCAUUGGAGAAACCUCGUCAUGAUAAAACACUUCAAGCACAGAAGGAACCUCAACAAGGGAGGCACUAUAGUUCCCAUACACUCUCACAUUAUCCUCACUCUUUCACUCUGGACCAACACUGCUCCAUAGUCAUUGCACAACUUCCAUACUCACAAAAUGGAAAUGUUUUACUGUACUGUAACAUAUAUAUAUAUAUAUACAUGUGCAUGAGUGAAGUUAUUUAGGGAAAGUAAUUAUAUACUGUUGUGCUUCAUAAGAGCAGCAUACUAAUGAGUGUUAGCGAACAUUUUCUGUCCCAAAUAAAAUCACAAGACAUUCACCUUCAUUUUGUAUGUUGCGUCAGGCGAAAGUUAGCAGUAUUCAACAGAUUGCAUAGAUGGAAGUUAACCAGACACAUGGAAAGGAAGGCAUUAUGUUGUAUUUGAUUACUAUGGUCCAGAGUUAAUAUGUAAUAAGUCCCAUAAAUGGUAAAUUGAAUGAAAGAGGCCAGUUAGGAUGGGGAGUGAGGGGCCGUGUGGUGGUGUGUGUGGGGCAUCAGCGCAUCCCACCACCGUCCAGCUAUGCAGCAGCCCUCUAUACAUGACAUGUGUACAUUACUACUAUGUGUCAUGUACAUCCACACAACACGCGAGGUUUCUCAAGAAGUUUCUCAUGAAAAAGGAACAAAGAUACUAAGUAGCUAAGGAAAUUAUCUUGACAAAAUAUUUGCACUCUGCAUUUCUUGGGAGGCCUCUGGAACACAUUUAAUCUGGGCGAGCAUGGACCUUAACUUUCAAAACAAAGUUCUCAUAGUGUUCCUAUCAAUAUUGAAAUUUAUAUUUGUUACUUUUGAAUCCAAUUUACUCUGGGUACCAAAGAUUUUACAUUUUACAUUAAUAUUGCUAUUGGUGAUAUCUUUCUUUGUGUUCAGUCCAUGCUUGAAUAAGGAAAUGUUGGUUGAGUCAGCUCCCAGUGAGUAGGACUUUAAACACAUAUGGGCAAAAAAGUGACGAGACACAAUUGAACGACCAGUUAGCUGCCUUAUUUUCUGAAUGAGUGGGAAAACCUCUUAACAAGUGGAGAGAGUAAGAUGGUCUUCCUCGUUUGAUUCAAAUGGAUAAAUUUCAUCCCCUUUUACCAAAAUUAAACAUUUGAGGCAACAUGUUUGAUAGUCAAAGAAAAGAUUUCCAUGUUGUUUAUAUGAAUUUUCUAUGUACAGAGAUAGAGAAGAGCUUUUUUUGUAAAUAGUCUUCCUUGGAGUCUCAGAGAAUAACUUAGGAAAGAGAGAGUUGUAACUGUGACCCUGAAACAAUCUGGUCAAGUUUUGUUACAGCAAGUUUUUUCCCCCUUAUAUAAUUUUAAUGUCCUAUGUAGCCCGCAUCAUGCUCUGACCAUGCUUACUGCAGCCCUACUUUUGUUUCAAUGCUUAGCUUCUUACACUUAAUUUUUUUUGUCCCAAUUUUUAUAGGAGUGAUCAUUCCUUUUCAUGUAGCUAUAUUGUAAGCUUAUUGCUCAUAUUUUUCUCUUAACUGAGAGCACAGUACUUUUCUAUUGUAAAUCAUGAUUUUGCAAAUCAAUCAGUGAUUGAUAUGUUGAAAAUGCAUUCUUUUUAUUAUUGUGCAGUACACAAAACAAAUGAAUUUUUUUUUAUGGGCUGUAUAUGUUAUUUAUUGCACUUUUUCUUUAAACCAAGACAAUGAUGUUAGCACAUUAUAAAUUGAAGACGUGGUCAGAGUCUUGUGUGUUUCGCUGGUGCUUCCACUGUUACACAAGCCGUUCUUCCGUGAGACUCCAGUGGAGGAUAAAGCCAUAUAUACAGAGACAAUAAAGGCAAUUUUGAUGUA